UGUGGUGGAUGGCGGUUGGUGGAGAAAGAGGGAUGAACUCUGGAGAGUAGAGGGGCUGAGCUGUGAGGCGUUGGCUGGAGCUGAGGAGCUUUUACACACGGAUGAAACCAUUGCAGACAGAGCAGUUUUUUGGUUAAAAUAUCCUGCAGCUGAGCCUUUAGCAUCACUGAUUCAUAAACUCUUUGCUUGUUGUUGAGGAGCACAAGAUCGAAAGGAACAGAUGUUUCCGGUCAGACAGCCUUGGCUUUGCAAAGCCCUAGGUUGUUAUGAUUGCUGUAUCCGAUGCCUGGGGGCAGUGCCCUACCCCUCCCUGGUUUCCACUCUGCUCUGCUUCACCGGCAUGGCACUGUUCUGUGGCUGCGGGCACGAGGCACUGGCAAACACCGAGGUGCUCGUCGAGACUUACUUCGCUCGUAACAUACAAGACUAUGUUAUCCUGGCCUCGUUUAUCAAGUACUUCCAGUUCGUGAUCUAUGGCCUGGCUUCUUUCUUCUUCCUCUACUGCAUCCUGCUGCUGGCUGAGGGAUUCUACACCACCAGCGCUGUCAAGCAGACCUUCGGAGAGUUCCGGAGCACCAGAUGUGGCCGCUGCCUUAGUCUGACGUUCAUCAUUGUGACAUACGUCCUGGCAGUGAUCUGGCUGGCGGUGUUUGCCUUCACAGCCAUACCUGUCUUCUUCUUCUUUAAUAUGGCACAGACCUGCCACAACAUCAACAUCCUGGCUGAGACGACACCCAGCAUCAACCAGCACGGCUGGAUCUGCAUGGAUGCUCGGCAGUAUGGUCUGCUGCCCUGGAAUGCAAUGCCAGGGAAAGCUUGUGGAAUGACCUUGGCAUCCAUUUGCAAAACAAAAGAGUUCUUUGUCACCUAUGACCUAUACAUCGCUGCCUUUGCUGGUGCAGGGAUUGCUCUCUUGGCUCUGUUUCUGUAUGUGGUAGCUACCACCUAUAACUAUGCAGUGCUGCGGUUCCUGGGCAGAAAAGGGCUGCGCUGUUAAAAACGGUGCCCUGUCACGUCUUCAUCCGCCCAUAGACUGGGCCUGAGGAGAGCCGUUACACAUCACACUACUGAACAUUCAUCCAUCCCCUCAGACACGCCUGCAGCCUGAUUCCCCUACCUACUGCUGGCUGCUUCCCUGGGGGGCUCUGCUAACUGACACAUGGUUCAUCUUGACCAUCUGAUUUAUCACUUCAACAACAGCCUAAGAGAUGAAUAGAACUCCUGGGCAUCAUAACUUCAAGCCCCUCCCCCUGGUCAUCAUAACUUCGAGCCCCUCCCAUCCUCCUGCUCACCAGUCUUAUCCCCUCGGUUCUCAGUCCAGGAAGAUGACUCUCUGAUGUCUGUUGCUCAUUUUCUUUUACAUUGGAUGUAGCGUCUCUGGUUUUGGUUUGUAAUUAUACUUUUUUUUGCUUUUAUAAAGUGUCCCUGACAUGAUUGUCAGAUUGUGUUAUGUGGACUCCAUUCAGCCCUCUAAAUCUGAGUGACUGAAAGAGAUGACUGCUCUCCAUGCUUAUCAGAACUAAGAAUUACACCCCACUCCCCUCGCUUACUGAUAUCUAUAUAGAUAGUGAACAUGAUAUAGCUGCUUUUGCUUUAGAUUGUGUAUGUAAAUGAGCUGUCCGUUACUGUAACCAAAGCAAACAACUGAAUGUGCCAAAGUGCUGUACAUUCAAGUGAAAUGUGAGAGUCUCUCUUGUCUAAGUGUGUCAAAGGACUUAUGGCAUCUUUUUUUGCACUCACUCCUGAUGUAUAAGUAUGUAUUGUUUGUCCUUUUAAAUGAUUACCGUGUGGAGGGUGAAAGGAAACCCAAUUCUGUGGAGGUGCUAAAGUUCUAAGAUAACUCGUUUUCAUUCUCCACAUGUAUUAAUGCUCUCUGCUUUUAAACCACAGGGUUGCUGUGUUGAUUUUGAAUUGAGCAAUUAAACUUAAUCAAAGCCAUUUUAAACCCAAGGUAUUAAAAUAUUGUGCUUCAUUUCAUUGUCAUUGUAAAACAAGGUUGUCCAUUUGGGUAAUAUAAUGCACAGCAAUAUUAUUACAGCAGUAAAAUGUUAUUCAUAUUUUAUUCACAGUUCAAAUAUGUUGACAUAAAUGAUGGAAACUGUCAAACUA
Molecule: messenger RNA, 2109 nt
Organism: Oncorhynchus nerka (sockeye salmon)
Lineage: Eukaryota; Metazoa; Chordata; Actinopteri; Salmoniformes; Salmonidae
Product: myelin proteolipid protein
Exons: 7
Coding region: 221-997 (258 amino acids)
Biological process (GO): central nervous system myelination; axon development
Cellular component (GO): myelin sheath; plasma membrane
Molecular function (GO): structural constituent of myelin sheath
Source: RefSeq, a predicted model, not a curated record